GUUCUGGUUUCAGUUCUCUGAGACCUCAGUGAUAGAUUCCAAGCUGCCCGUCCCCCUUUCCCAACCUCUACUGGGUUGGCUGGUUAAAUUGGCGAGGAUCAGUGGGCGUGAGCAUUGCAUGUGUGUGCGUACAUGCGUGUGUGUGUCUGGUUGCUCCUAGGGCGCAUGCGAACUGAGGCCCAAAAGGGAAAGCCUUCAUCAGAGAUCUAAGCCAGCUGUACAGCUUCAACUGCAAGAAGAGAGUUGAACUGAAGGGAUCUGCAUGUAAACCCUUCUGCAUGUACGCCACAGAGGCAGCCAGCUCUACAGGCUGCAGAUCAAACAACUACAACUAUGAGAUUUGAAUGAUUCCAAUCAGAUUGAUCCCUCAAGAUUCUCAGGCCUUAAAGGGCACUUUCCACCCUGAGAAGGGGCUUCUCAGGAAUACUGACCUCUGAGGUUAAGUGGAAUCAGUCUGUGUGAAGGGUUGCGGAGAAAGGGAGGAGGGAGAAGUUUGUGGGAGGUGGGAGGUGGGAGGCCACGGCGGGGCUCCUGCACUUCUCAAGAAGGAGACGAAGCAGUUGUCAGGAAGCAGCUUGAAAGGAGGAGAUGGCCACAGGAGAAAUCACAACACUUCCCGCUGUACCUGAGGACGGCGCCACUGAUGGCUUUCCUCCUGGGAGCUUCAAGGACCCCAAGAGACUGUACUGUAAAAAUGGAGGCUUUUUUCUGAGGAUUAAAACCGACGGAGGUGUGGAUGGAAUCCGGGAGAAAAACGACCCUCACAUAAAGCUUCAGCUGCAGGCGACCUCAGUGGGAGAAGUGAUCAUCAAAGGAGUUUGUGCAAACCGUUAUCUGGCGAUGAACAGAGAUGGACGGCUGUUUGGAGUGAGACGACCAACAGACGAGUGCUACUUCCUUGAGAGACUUGAGAGCAACAACUACAACACCUACCGCUCCAGGAAGUACCCAAACAUGUAUGUGGCACUGAAGAGGACUGGCCAGUACAAGUCCGGGAGCAAAACCGGACCGGGUCAGAAGGCCAUUCUCUUUCUACCAAUGUCAGCAAAGUGCUAACUUGGGUGUCAGACAGAGAGAAAGAACGUCUUUUGGACGAUGUGAAGCCAAUGACCACAGUGUUGGAUUGGCUUUGCCUAAAACAGCUGUGACGAUCUAACUAUUUCCUCUGGAACGUGUGUGAUUAAUCCAGCUUUAAAUCCAAAUGCUAACACCUAUUUAAAUGCAUUACUCCAGGUUUAGUCCACAGAGAGCAGCCAUUCAGCAGCUAGAGCCAAAAAACAAGGAGGUUAAAGUAAAACCCAUAUUUAAAAUUGCAGGAACACUUCCAGACUGUUAAUAGAUAAAAAAUAGCUUUUAAAGCUGUCUCUUAUCUAUGUAACAGAAUUUGUGCAAAAUCAGUCAGUUUAACUGAUUUAAAUUUGAAAUAAUAAAUAAUGCAUUUUGUAUCAACCACCACAAGGUGUUUCAGCAGCAAGAACAAAACCGAAUCCUGAGUCGGGCUGAAACGAUUAAUCCGAUUAAUCGAUUUUUGAAAUAAUUGUCAACUAAUUCAGUAAUCGAUUAAUUGUAUACAGACUCAAAAGAAGCCCAUUUGCUGAAAAAAAAAAAACACAAAAACUCAAGAGUAGUAAU
Messenger RNA from Poeciliopsis prolifica (blackstripe livebearer), 1632 nucleotides. Its product is annotated as fibroblast growth factor 2-like. The transcript is spliced from 3 exons. Gene Ontology annotation, biological process: positive regulation of gene expression; positive regulation of protein phosphorylation; cell differentiation. Gene Ontology annotation, molecular function: fibroblast growth factor receptor binding; growth factor activity. The record is from RefSeq and is a predicted model, not a curated record. Lineage: Eukaryota; Metazoa; Chordata; Actinopteri; Cyprinodontiformes; Poeciliidae. The coding region runs from base 589 to 1056 and encodes 155 amino acids. Gene Ontology annotation, cellular component: cytoplasm.